AGUGUCAGUGAUCGGACAAGCGUUAAUAUUGGAUUGGACGAGAUAUCACAAAGAAUUGAAAACAAUUCAUUGCCAACAACUUAUAUCGAACAAAACCCACAUAACUACGAUGAGGAGAAUAAAUAUAGUAGUGGAGAAUAUGAAGAUGAGGCAAAAGAAAAAAAUGAAUAUGAUUUCAUUAUCGUUGGGGCUGGAUCAGCAGGUUGUGUGUUAGCAAAUAGAUUAUCAGAAGAAGAACAAUGGCGGAUACUCUUGAUAGAAGCUGGAUCCGAGGAACCGGAUAUAACAAUGGUACCAUCACUAUAUAAAGCAUUAAAAGGAUCUUCGUUGGAUUGGAACUAUAGCACUCAACCGGAAGAAAAGAGUUGCAGAUCCAUGAAAGGACAUAUGUGUGAUUUUACUCGUGGCAAAAGCAUGGGAGGUUCGAGCGCUGUAAACACCCUUGUGUAUAUGAGAGGCAAUAGACGUGAUUAUGACCAUUGGGAGGAAAUAGGCAACUACGGAUGGGGCUAUGAUAAGCUCUUGCCUUACUUUAGAAAAUCUGAAAAUAAUAAAGCUGUUGAAGGACUUGAUACGUAUCUUCACGGAACAGGUGGACCCAUCACAGUAGAGAGAUAUCCUUAUUACGAUGAUAAUAGUUUUAUGCUUCUUGAAUCUUUUAAGGAAUCUAAUGUCCCAGAAAUAGAUUUAACUGCAGAAGAUAAUAUUGGUGUCAAUAUAGCUCUAUCAACUUCUAAAGAUGGAAGAAGAGUAUCAGAAAAUGUGGCUUACAUCAAGCCUAUUCGUGAUAUAAGAAAGAAUCUUGAUAUUAUAACAAACGCUUUUGUGACCAAAUUAAUUAUAGACCACGAAACAAAAACGGUUUUAGGUGUUACGUAUGAGAAAGGUGGCAAAUCCUACAAUGUUUAUGCUAAAAAGGAAGUAAUAUCUAGUGGUGGAACUGUCAAUUCCCCAAAAUUAUUGAUGUUAUCUGGUAUUGGGCCUAGGGAGCAAUUAGAGAGUUUGAAUAUAUCGGUUGUUGCUGACUUAUCUGUUGGUCAUAAUUUACAAGACCACGUUACUGCGAACGGUUUUAUUAUUUCUCUGUCAAAUAAAACUGCCACCAACGUUAGUUCUGAGCAAUUAUUAGAAGAGGUGCAACGGUACCAUGACCAGGAACCGAAAAAGUAUGGACCAUUGGCAACUACAAAUGUUGCUGGUACUACUGCGUUUAUAAAAACUAUGUACUCUCUUGAAAAUGCACCAGAUAUACAAUUUAUUUUUGAAGGUAUUAAUAAUAUUGCGGAGUUUUAUUCUGAUCCUCAAGCUUAUUUAAUGAGUGACAGUUUUACUGCUGCUUUUUAUGAUGGACUUUCUUGUAAACCUCUUUUAAUAAAACCACGAAGUAGAGGUAUUAUUUUGCUUAACAAUAACGAUCCCGUUCACGGGAACCCUUUGAUUUAUCAGCGUUUCUUUACUGAUAAGGAAGAUAUAGAUGUUCUUAUAGAAGGUUUUAAGUUUGCUUUAAGUUUAGAAGAAACUGAAGCAUUUAAAAAAAAUGGAGCGCGUUUUGUAAGAGUUCCUAUAAAAAACUGUGAAAAUCAUGAGUGGGGAUCCAAUGAUUAUUUUGUAUGUUUACUUACUGAGUAUACUACUACUAUUUAUCAUCCGGUUGGGACUUGUAAAAUGGGGCCUUCGUCGGAUAAAGACGCAGUUGUCGAUCCUAGAUUACGGGUGUACGGUGUCAAACGAUUAAGAGUUGUUGAUGCAUCUGUAAUGCCGUUUAUACCAAGAGGCAAUAUAAAUAUACCAACAGUAACAAUAGCAGAAUAUAUAUCGGAUCUAAUCAAAUCUGAAUAUAAGCAAUAAUAGCUAUAUAAAUAUAUAUUGGUUACAUUUUUGGUACAAACUUUUUCUGAUAUUUUACUUUUCAGAAGUCAAUACCGGGAUAAGAAUGAUAGUUUUGAUUUUAUUAUUGUUGGUUCAGUUUAAAAGUUUCAAUCAUAUAUAUAAUUUUGAUAAGUAUUCCAAUAAAUUAGUAAGUUUCUUUGAUGCAAUUAUUAAUAGUAUUAUUGUUAUUAUUUAUUUACUAAUAUGUAUGUGUGUUGUAUAAGCAUAUGUGUUUUUAAGUAAUAAAACUUAUUUUAAUAAUAAAACUUAAAGUGUGACCCAUAAUAGUUUAUGAAUAAAAAAACCUUACAAUAUAUCUUUGUAGAAGUCUUAUUCUGCAACACUAUUCAGUUGUGUUUUUGAUCAAAGGUCAUUGAACUGAUCAGUGUUUACUAUCCAUUAUAAUCAUAGCAUGAUAACUAUGACAAUCGUUUUUAUAUGCCCAUUUAAAGGGUUUUAAAGAGAGUGUUGUUAACAAUGUAGCUCACAAUACUAUUGUUAACUCCACCUUAGAGUUAUUUCAUGUCUGAAACAUGGUGGACAUAUUAUUACUGAAAAGUAUUGUAUGUAUGAAGAAUUUGUAAUAACAUGAAUCAGCAAGCUUAUUCUUGAUGGAUAACAAAACAUCGACAAGCAAUAUAUUGUUUAUAGUCACUGAAAAUAAAUAAUAUUGUAAAUAUACUGAAUACCUUUUAUUGACGUAAUUAAUAACAAUGGAUGGCUAAAAUUAUCAGUUGUCACCUGCAUAGCCACGUAGCCAACUCUGAAAGUGCAGUCACAACAAUGAGUGUCAGUUGGUAUAAAUAGAGGCGAGGAUAUAGAUUUAAAACAUUCUCACUCGAACCGUUGCAGUGCUCGGAUCUCUUCAAAAUAAAGAAUUCAUUAAACCGUCUAUCAGGUAAUGUCCAAUAGCCUGAGCACCUGACUAUAAUCGAGAAGCAAGGCUCUUAAAAAAACAAUGAAGUAAUAAUAUCUCCAACAUAUACUGUACCAAAAUACCUCUAAUAAUUAUAUUGGAUAUUGUGUUUAUUUUAUCACUAUUAA
Messenger RNA from Danaus plexippus (monarch butterfly), 2913 nucleotides. RefSeq names its product glucose dehydrogenase [FAD, quinone]-like. Lineage: Eukaryota; Metazoa; Arthropoda; Insecta; Lepidoptera; Nymphalidae. Gene Ontology annotation, molecular function: flavin adenine dinucleotide binding; oxidoreductase activity, acting on CH-OH group of donors. The annotation marks the transcript as partial. The transcript has 4 exons. The record is from RefSeq and is a predicted model, not a curated record.